CCUGUUCAUCUUGAGGCUGGUUGAUCAAACGACGCUGGUGUCACGAAUGGAGUGUGCAUCAUAUCGGGGUCCAUCGCAUCCCGAUUCUGCGGUGCGCUUUCCCGACGGGAGGAUCCUAUUGUUCAUUCCAUAUUCAUCGCCCACACGAGGUGCAAUCCAAUGGCCCCGCGGGGAUCAUUCCGGACUUGCCGUUCGUCGAUUGUGCCGCUCAACGACCCUCACCCACGGACGUAUUCUUAGAUCAUCAUACCAUGUGCCCGACGACCUAUAAGCAUGCGUGCACGCAUGCCCUUCCGCCCACACACACCCAGACCACCCACUCGUCGCCUUCACUCCUUCAGCACCUGCGCGUAGCAGCAUGCUCAGGACAGGCGUCCUCGUCUCCCUCUUCUCGCUCGCCUUGGCGACGCCCACGCCGCGCACGAUGCGCGUCCACACCCGCCGGGACAGCGCCCCCGUAGGAUUCGCCCUCGCAGGCGCGGCAGCCCCGGAUACGACGAUCAAGCUCCGGAUCGCGCUCGCACAGAGCAACCCGGCUGGACUGGAGGAUGCGCUGUACGAUGUCAGCACGCCGUCGAGCGAGCGUUACGGGCAGUAUUUGACUCGGGACGAGGCCGCUGCCUUUGUGGCGCCUAGCGAGGAGACUACCUCAGCUGUGAGUGCAUGGCUCACGGAGCACGAUGUUAGCGCCACACCCCUCACGCCAGCGGGCGACUGGAUCGGCUUCACGGUGCCCGUGAGCAAGGCGAAUGAGAUGUUCGCCGCAGACUAUAGCGUCUACACGCACGCGGAAUCGGGGCAGUCCACUAUUCGGACACUAUCCUACUCGGUCCCGACGGAGCUGACAGAGCACCUCAAGGUGCUCUACCCUUCCACCACGUUCCCCAAGACCCAGCAGAAGCUACAGGUCGUAAAAGCCCCCGUGUCCGUCGUCCCUCAGACGACGCAGGGUGCAGAGAACGCCGCCGUUAACGCUUCGUGCGCGAACGUGAUCACUCCAUCAUGUCUCCAGCAGAUCUACAGUGUACCCUCGACCCCUGCCACGCAGUCGUCAAACCAGCUCGCGGUGGCGGGCUACGAUGAUCAGUGGGCAAACACUGCGGAUCUCAGCAGGUUCCUGGCGGCCUACCGCCCGGACAUGAGCGCGAACACGUCUUUCACACUAGAGACCAUAGAUGACGGAACGAACAACCAGGACGAGGCAGACGCCGGGGUAGAGGCGAACCUGGACAUCCAGUACACCGUCGGAGUCGCGACGGACGUGCCGGUGGUGUUCAUCUCCGCGGGCGAGGACAACCAGGACGGCGACCUCGGCGGAUUCCUCGACAUGACCGACCUGCUGCUCAACCAGACGAGCCCGCCACAGGUGUGGACGACGAGCUACGGGCCGAACGAGGACGACGUACCUGAGGACCUUGCCUACAACCUGUGCAACGCGUACGCGCAGCUCGGCGCUCGUGGCGUCUCGAUCCUCUUCGCCACCGGCGACGGGGGCGUGUCGGGCACGCAGUCGUCCGAGUGCACGACGUUCGUGGUGCCCUUCCCCGACGGCUGCCCGUACAUGACGAACGUCGGGUCCACGACCGGUUACGCGCCCGAGAUCGGCGCCUACUUCUCCGCGGGCGGGUUCAGCAACUACUGGGCACGGCCGUCGUACCAGGCGGACGCCGUCGACGCGUACCUCGCGGGCCUCGGCGACACGUACGCGGGGCUGUACAACGCGAGCGGGCGCGCGUUCCCGGACGUCGCGACGCAGGGGAUCAACUACAGCGUGGUGAUCGACCAGGAGUUCUACCUCGUCGACGGGACGAGCUGCUCGAGCCCGAUGUUCGCGAGCGUGGUUAGUCUGAUUAACGAUGAGCUGAUCAGUAACGGGAAGCCUGUGCUGGGCUUCUUGAACCCGUGGCUGUACUCGACGGCUGCGAGCGCGUUCAAUGAUAUCACGGAGGGCGAUAACCCUGGAUGUGGGACGAAUGGAUUCAACGCUACGGUGGGCUGGGAUCCGGUGACGGGCCUUGGCUCGCCAGACUACGCGAAGCUGAGGAUCGCGGCGGGGUUGAGCUGAUGUGUGGAACGUGGACUGAAUGGUUACAUGUUGUCGAUCUUUACGUGCUGUCCUUGACCUUCUAGCAUUGCUUUGCACGUCUCGGCGCGGGUCUCCCGUUAGAACGAGCUUUUGUACCCGUGGCCGUUCUUCCUUGAACAUGGUAGGUGAUUGAUGCAGCGUCGUUGAUCAUGUUGAGACCAGCCUGGUAUCUAUUGACGUCAUGGCCUUGCGGG
Fomitopsis serialis is the source of this 2280-nucleotide messenger RNA. Its product is annotated as peptidase S8/S53 domain-containing protein. NCBI's taxonomy places the organism in Eukaryota, Fungi, Basidiomycota, Agaricomycetes, Polyporales, Fomitopsidaceae. Gene Ontology annotation, molecular function: serine-type endopeptidase activity; tripeptidyl-peptidase activity. The transcript has 6 exons. Bases 359 to 2065 code for a protein of 568 amino acids. Gene Ontology annotation, biological process: proteolysis. The record is from RefSeq and is a predicted model, not a curated record.